GGCCGAUGCUUUGCCUCACGUACACAACUCGAUGAUGAUAGGCGGCUUGACAACGAGAGUUUGAUCACUAAGCUGUGUUGUCAGCACGGUUCGUCCGCUUCCCAUGUACAAUGUUACACCCAAAGAAGCUGCCUUGUGGUUCAUUAUUCAAUCCCAACGUGUAACUUGGGAGCACCGCUGUGCCUGGUUGCGUGAGCGGAAGCAGAUCGCAAUCCACACGGAUCAUGAACGAUAUGCUAUUUGCGGUUGAGUAGUAUACCUCAGUAUCUUUCAAUUCUCUUGUAUCAUACGCAUUAUUCGCGUCAUGAUCCUUAUUGAACCCUUUGAAGUAUAACAUAUAUUUCCCCACAAACAUGUCUGCAACCCAGCGAGAAGCAUCUAAUGGGACGGUGAACAUGGAGGAAGAUAAGUCUUAUCUUGAUCACAAGCAGAAUGGUCUGUCUCCGGGAGAAUCGACUGAGCAGUCCACUGAGCCUAAGCCUGGACUACUGAAGAGGACAGCCGCGAAGGUCAAUCUGGAUUUCCCGUCGCUCUUAUUGAUGCUCAAAGGAGGUCUGGCGCCAGCGAUUGCUCUCGCAGCCUAUCAAAGCGACCGGUGGGCAAAGACGUAUUCAACCUUGGGAUAUCUGGUCGCAAUCAUCUCGAUGAUGUCCUUGCCCAUACUUCCUCGGGCGAAAUUUGCUCAGUCCCUCAUCACCGCUCUAUUCACCAUAUGCUUCGCAGCCGCAAUGGCGUUGCUUUCUAUUCAAUGCGCCGUUGCCGCUCGUCAAGGCGGGCACCAACGGCCUAGUUCGACCGCGACUGGGUCUUCUGGAAGUGCGCAAACGACGCGCUACAGUGCAGCCGCCAGUGUCACAGCAUGUGUUUGGCUCUUUUUCAAUCUGUACAUUGCAAACACGAUCCGGGCACUGCGACCUCAAUUGUUCAUUGUGUCCAUACAAUACAUCAUCUUCACUAUUGUUGUGUCUACGUAUGCUCCGUCUUUCCCCAAUAUGGCGGCGGGCAUGAACUUCGUGGACAGAAUGCUCAAGGUCUUUCUCACGGGGUAUGGUCUGGCAACCGGGGUUUCUCUAUUGAUCGUCCCAGUGUCCUCCAGAAUGAUAUCUUACAAACAAAUGGCGGGAGUGCUCAAUCUCAUGAAGGAGUGUCUGGCUCUUCAUGAAGCAUAUCUCCGUGGCAUUGCCGGGGUUUUGGAAGGUGGUGCUGAAAGUCUGGAUCAGGACGGCAACCCAGUCUUUGUACGAAACGAUCGCAAAAGGAGCGAGUCACUGCAACAGGCCGAAGACGCCGCGAAGAAGUUGACAUUAAAACUCCAGCAAACUUCACAGUUAUUCGGCCAACUGAAGAUUGAGAUCGGCUUUGCAAAGAAAGAAAUGGGAUGGGGCAAGCUGCAAGCUGGCGAUUUCAGCAAAAUCUGGAGUCAUCUGCAAAGCAUUCUUCUGCCUCUUAGUGGACUGUCGACUUUUAUUGAUAUUUUGCAUUCCGUCAAGCAGCACAAAGUCGAAGGAGAGAACCUGAUAUCUGACUUGGGGACUGUUGAAGCCAUUAGACGUCUCGAGGAGGACGAGUGGCACGAAGUCAUAGCCAUGACGCGUCAACCAUUCCAAAAAGUCAGGCGCGGCUUGAUUGACGGGUUGUCACAUAUAUGCUACGUGCUGGAACUCUCUCCGCGACCCAAAGCGGCGAGCAAAGAUGUUGAGAAAGCUGGUGAUGCACCGCCAGAGCCGGGUGAUCCCACGUUUGCAAAACACUUGGAGUCCUUGAUUACGUCGUUUGAAACACAUCGCCAGGAUACAGUGCGAAGAUGGUGCGAACAGAAAGGGUUAGAUGUGCCGGCCAAGUUUUGGGAAGACCCUGCUGCUCAGUACAGAUUUGACGACCUGGGAGCUCUGGAUGAAACUGUGCGCCGAAAGGAGAACCAUCAGCAAUUGUACCUCAUCCUCUACCUUGAAUACCUGCUCCACUCAGUCUGCUUGACAGUCCUGGAUAUGGUGAAGUUCGCCGACUCCAAGGUUCAAGAUGGAACCAUGAAGAAGAACAAAAUCAUACACCCGGGCUGGAGGCGGAUCAGAAAGUUGGUGCAGAGUUCGUUCAUGCAAGCCGACUCAGACCAAGGGUCUCCCGAUGGAGAAGCCGGCGGCAUCAUCGUCUCUCUUGGGGCAUCUCUAACACAAGGGAAGAAAGACCCUGAGCAUCUCCCCCCUACAACAUGGUAUCAAAAGGUCACAGACCAUCUGAGAUCCAUUCCGAAAUUCCUGGCCUCUCCAGAAUCCGCCUUUGGCUUUCGAGCAGCCGUUGCUAGCACCAGCCUUGCAAUCAUCGGGUUCAUCCGGCAGACCAGUUCAUUCUAUCUCGCACAGCGUGGCAUAUGGGCCGUCAUCAUGGUGGCCAUCUCCAUGGGCCCAACUGCCGGCGUGGGCGUGCAGGGGUUCAUUGCUCGGGUCCUAGGCACCGCAGUCGCAACCGUGGCAGCCAUUGCAAUCUGGUACAUGUCGGACCACAAGCCCGCGGCCGUGAUUCCACUGUCAUACAUCUACUUCGUGUGCGGCUUCUAUUUUAUCCUGAAGAAGCCCAAGUAUCUGAUUGCAGCGGUCAUCUCGAUCGUCACGGUGAUAUUGAUUAUUGGUUACGAGCUUCAAGACACCAAAGUGGGCACACGGAUCCUGACUGCCAACGGGCAAGAAUACUACAAGACGUAUCUGCUUGCUCCGUACCGACUGGCCUCUGUGGUGGCAGGCAUCGCCGUCGCAUUCAUCUGGACUUACUUCCCAUACCCGAUCACGACGCACGCCACGUUGCGCAAGGACUUGGGUUCCACCUUGUGCCUCAUGGCAAACUAUUACUCGGUCACGCAUUCGACUGUAGAAACGAAGCUGCGGCACGGCGAGUUGGGAGGUGGUUUCGACGACAAGUCUUCUCCUGUCAGAAGACUCGACAAGGCUCGACAUAAGCUGUUUGAAAAAGUAAUGGUCAUGAUGAACCGGCUGCGUGAACAUUCCGCUUUUACUGUCUAUGAGCCCACGUUUGGCGGCAAAUUUCCCAAACAGACUUACGACGAGCUCAUUGUCCACAUGCAGCGGCUGUUCAAUUAUAUGGCUUUGACGGCGUGGUCAGCGCAGGCCUUUUGCUCGAGUGAUCGCUUGUACGCGAACCAGCAGAACGAACAAUUGAACUCGAACAAUCUCCAGCGGGAGAACCUCCAGCACGAAGAAAGCCAGUGGUUACGUGACUUUCGCCGUCUGACCGCCCAAUCCACCCUCACCAGCCACGAACUCACGUCGACGCUGUAUCUGCUGUCGGCGAGCAUGUCCAAUGUCCAGCCCCUGCCGCCGUACUUGCGCGUCCCGGCCCCGAUCGACAUUGCGGACCAGCUGGCCGCUAUUGACCCAGGCAUCCUGAGUACCAAGCACAUCAAUGAGCCGUGCUAUGCUGCCUUUGCUGUCCUUGAAAUCGCAAGUAUUCUCAUCAUGCAGGAAAUGGUCCAUGUGCUUGCCAAAGUCAAAGAGUUGGUUGGUGAGGUUGAUUUCUCCGUCCGUAUGGUCGGCACGGAGACGAGUUCGGCGGAUAACUCGUCGGUGAGGUUGGAUGGAAAUGGCAAUGGCAAUGGCAAUGGCGGCAAGGGCAAGGCUGAUUGAUGCUACGACUCGGACUUGUACUGGUCGUCGUCUACUCCUGCAGUGGGUCCAAAGUGUUGCAUGGAGUUCAUCACUUAACAUUUGCUUGCUUCCAUACCUAGGUAUGUUUGAUUUUACAGCAGAGUGGGAGUUGGAAGGGUUAGAGUUGGAGUGCCAGGAGGACCAACAGGACAAUAAAGGAGGAACGAUGAAUCCGUUAAUUAUAUUGAGGGAAUCCACCACGUAAACGAGUGGGAAUAACGAGUGGGAAUUGUCGAGCGACUUGUUUGAAGUCAUUUCCUUCCAUUCACCUCAGUGUCCCUUUUCCUUGGGCGUUCCCAAUGCUUAAAAUUCAAACAGAUAAAAUAGAUAGCCUAGCCUGGCUCCGGGGUAUCUCGAAGAGUCAAAAUGUUGAAUGAAUGGGACCAUAAAGAUCGGUCCGUGUCAGAAGAGCCGCUCCCAGGAAUUCCG
Messenger RNA from Exophiala dermatitidis NIH/UT8656, 4085 nucleotides. RefSeq lists its product as uncharacterized. NCBI's taxonomy places the organism in Eukaryota, Fungi, Ascomycota, Eurotiomycetes, Chaetothyriales, Herpotrichiellaceae. The coding region runs from base 354 to 3635 and encodes 1093 amino acids. The transcript has 3 exons. The record is from RefSeq and is a predicted model, not a curated record.